Messenger RNA from Eremothecium cymbalariae DBVPG#7215, 2001 nucleotides. It is a transcript of the gene ATG13, whose product is annotated as serine/threonine protein kinase regulatory subunit ATG13. Bases 1 to 2001 code for a protein of 666 amino acids. The transcript has a single exon. Lineage: Eukaryota; Fungi; Ascomycota; Saccharomycetes; Saccharomycetales; Saccharomycetaceae. Gene Ontology annotation, cellular component: extrinsic component of membrane; Atg1/ULK1 kinase complex; phagophore assembly site. Gene Ontology annotation, biological process: protein localization to phagophore assembly site; piecemeal microautophagy of the nucleus; autophagosome assembly. The record is from RefSeq and is a predicted model, not a curated record.
AUGUCCUCCGAAUCUAAACUAAAGGUUAUAGAGCUUAUUAACAGCUUUUUUCUAAAAGCUACACUUUUGAUAUCCCAAUCUAAAUUGUUGACUGAUAUCGACACAGGUGUCGAUAACGCACCGACAGACACAUCUUUUAACAUCAGCGCUUUGCAAAAUAGAGAAAUACAGGAAGAAACUAAACCUUGGACUACUUUUGAUGGUGAACGUGAACUACCGCCUCUGGUAAUAGAGUUGUAUCUUGAUUUGAGGCGGUUAACAACUGCCCAUUCUGUUGUAUUGAAGGAUCAGGAUGGUAACCCAUGGAAUGUCUGUAAGGGAGGGAAAAAAUCCGAGAUCAUGUUAGAACGGUGGCUCAUCGAACUUGACACCAGCACUAAAGAUGAAUUAGAGGAGGAUGCACAUAGCCCUGCGGAGAUAUAUAAGCAAUUGGUUUUGCUUUUCCGUUAUUUAUACACAUUAACUCAGUUACUGCCAGCUAAUGACUUAUAUUCUGUCCUUAGGAAGCCCUCAAACCAAUCAGAUUCUGCUAGUUCGUUACUUCACAUAGGAACACGUGUGUUAGACGGUUCAAAGCCCAUUCUAUCAAAGGGUAGAGUGGGUUUAAGCAGAAAUAUAAUCGCAACGUACACAAAUGUCAUUAACGAAACAAAUGUUGCGUCUCACUUGGAACAGAAAAAGAUCACGCCUAUAAAAACGAAUUUUGGAUCCCUACGAAUAACCGUUUCUUACAGACGUGACUGUAAUUUCUGCGUCAACGAUAAUGAAGAGAUAUUUGGUAAUAAUAACUACAGCAGCAGCUCUGUUGCUGAUGCACAAGGGAGAUCUAGCACCGCAGCAUUGUCUUCACUAAGAAGAGUCUCAGUGCAUAGUAAUAGGUCCAUGUCUAUUUCUCCUCAAACUGUUUAUAGUGGUAAUGUCAACACUGAGCCUUCUCCUCAAAGAAAGUCUUCAUCAUCUAGAAUUCAGCCAUUUAAAGCAGGAUCCGUUGGUAGUGGUUCAUUUGCUCUAGCCAGAAAUCCCUCCGGGUCAUCUGCAGUUGCCACAUUAAGGGCCCAGAGAUCAAGUAGUGGGUCCGUAUCUACACCUAUAGCUGAUCAGCCCUCCGUAGAACCAUCAAGUGUCGGCAGUGGUGGUUCUAAAUACUCAUCUUCCUUUGGGAGGAUUCGUCGUCAUUCCAGUAUAAGGUGCUCUGAGAGCUUGGAAAGGUCCAUGCACAAACCUUCGAAAUCUACCGAUCGAGGAUCCGAUGAAUUGCUAGACUUUGUUAAAAUGUUAGAGGAUAAACAAGAGUUGAACUUAAAGAAAUUAUAUGGGACAACAGCCGAUAUAUCUAGUUCUUUGAUCCGUUUUCAUUCAAUGAAAUCCAAUAACGACACUCUAAGUGAGGACCUUUCAAUGAGCCACUCUUUAGAACCAUCACAUGCUCCACAAGUAAGAUACAGAUCCAAUUCGCAUUCCCCCAUUCCUUCAUUUUCCCCUUCUAUUCAAUAUUCGUCGAUUCCGAUGAGGUUAUCACAAAGUCGCAAUCCUAGCCAAACAGAACUUGCCAGCCGAAAGAACUCUACGGAAAGAUUAAAGUCAUUAAUAUCAAGUAGAACUGGUAGCUUCUCUGAAUCAAGACGUCAUUCCUAUACCGGUCAAGAGGAAGAUAUUAUUGAAGAUGAUGAUGAUGAAGACGAGGAAAUUUUAUUAAGCAGAUCCCAUCUAAGCAAUGCAGGGGGGAUCCGGUUGAGAUCUAUAUCACCUCAAUCAAUCAAAAGUAUUUCCUCAUAUAAUAGAAAUUCACUACCUUUUAAGCCUAUUUCAAAUUUUUCAUGCCCAACUACCAUGGCUACUCCAGCACAUGCCAAAUUACAUAAGGCAAGUAUCAGUACGUCACAUGUUAAUCAGCCAAGUUUAAACAAGAAGGACCAUGAUCAGAAUAAUAUGACAAGUGGAGGUGAUGAUGAUGACGACUUGCUAUUCUUUAUGAGUGAUAUGAAUCUCUCCAGCCAAUAA